Cryptomeria japonica (Japanese cedar) is the source of this 854-nucleotide messenger RNA. Its product is annotated as 11-oxo-beta-amyrin 30-oxidase-like. The record is from RefSeq and is a predicted model, not a curated record. Lineage: Eukaryota; Viridiplantae; Streptophyta; Pinopsida; Cupressales; Cupressaceae. Gene Ontology annotation, molecular function: heme binding; oxidoreductase activity, acting on paired donors, with incorporation or reduction of molecular oxygen; iron ion binding. The transcript has 2 exons. Bases 38 to 814 code for a protein of 258 amino acids.
CUCCACUCCAAGCAAUUUAAGGUCUAAUAAGCUAGGCAUGGAUAUUCAAACAUCAUUGACAAAGAUGAUAUUUGAUCGCAAAAAGAAUGUUGAAAUGAAGAAUCAUGAUAGCUAUGGCACAGAUCUUUUGGGCCUAAUGAUGGAUGCUUAUAAGAAUGAAUUGAAGGACAAGAAGAAUUUUCUCAGCUUAUCUCUUCAACAUAUGGUUGAUGAGUGCAAGACUUUCUUUACUGCAGGAAGUGAGACUACUGCCACUUUACUCACAUGGACACUCAUUAUACUAGGAAUGCACACGAAUUGGCAAGACCAAGCAAGGGAGGAAGUUCUUCAUAUCUUCAACAAAGAAAUUCCAAAAUUUGAGGCCCUCUCUCGCCUAAAACUAGUGAACAUGAUUUUUUAUGAGGUGUUGAGGCUUUAUCCUCCAGCAACAUUUUUAACAAGAAAGGCUGACAAAACGAUGCAACUAGGAAAUUUGACUAUCCCAGCAGGCACAGAGCUUGUGCUACCCACAUUAAUGGUGCAACAUGAUGAAGAGUUGUGGGGGAAAUAUGCCAAAGUGUUUAAUCCCUUGAGAUUUAGUGAAGGGAUUUCAAAGGCCUCUACCCAUCCUGCCGCAUUCACAAGUUUUGGGUUUGGACCUAGAACCUGUAUAGGACAAAAUUUUGCAUUGAUUGAAGCCAAGGUGAUACUCAUAAUGAUCUUGCAACAUUUCUCUUUCUCUAUCUCACCUACCUACAUCCAUGCCCCUGCAUUGGUUUUCACUCUUCAACCAUUACAUGGAGCUCAAAUCACGUUUCAAAAUUUACAAAAUUAAGCCUUCUUGCAAUUUUGUAACAUUAUGCAUGGACAUGUUA